This is a messenger RNA of Candoia aspera, 1014 nucleotides long. It is a transcript of the gene MRPL48, whose product is annotated as mitochondrial ribosomal protein L48. The record is from RefSeq and is a predicted model, not a curated record. NCBI's taxonomy places the organism in Eukaryota, Metazoa, Chordata, Lepidosauria, Squamata, Candoiidae. Bases 164 to 808 code for a protein of 214 amino acids. The transcript has 8 exons. Gene Ontology annotation, cellular component: mitochondrial ribosome.
GCGGAACCUGGUGUCCGCGAGACAGGCAGGAAGGGGGACCUUUUUAGUGACGGACCCCAGGAGCUGCGGGGGACCGGCCUUAGGGAGACCUAUUCAGAUUCGUGAUUCUUCCGCCGCGUCGCCGUGGUUACCGCCUGGAGGGUUGGGGGCGUCGCUGAGGAGCAUGAGCGCGGCCUUGGGGAAAGUGCUGUCCUUAGGAAAGGAAUCUUUUUUAAAACAAAGAUUUGCAUUUUUCAGCCUUGCAUUAAAAUCGUCCAGAAGGAAUCCAACCUGUUCUAUAGGCAGCCUGCAGCAGAAUUUUCAAAGACACUACAGAUCCCAGCCUACCCACAGUAUUGGCCGGUACAGACAUCUCCUUCCCCCAGAGCCCUCUAAGAAAAGGAAGAAUCAUGUGGAAAUGAAGGAAAUUGACCCUGGCACAGAACACAGCUACGGAAGCUUGAACAUUGUGGUGACUGGCUAUGACGUCACUCUGGUCGAGCACUAUGCUCAGUAUGUUCAUCGGCUGUGCAACAAGCUGUCCAUCCGGGUGGUAGAAAGCUAUGCCUUGCCCACGAAGACCAUGGAGCUGAUGGUGGCUGGGGAACAGGACAACAAAAUGCGUGUGGACGCCGUUCUGACCAGCCACCAGCGGGUUGUUCAGAUUAAACAACUGAGCGCCGCGUUCAGUCCUAUUUUCUUGGAAAUUAUUCAGAAUAACCUGCCUGAAGGAGUCCAUCUGCUAGUGAAAGAGCACACAGAGGAGGAUUUCAGAAUUCGAUUGAAGAUUCGCACAGAACUUGACGAGCUUCGUGCCAGACUGCAGUGAGGCAGGCUGGUGGCUCAUUACGCCUUCCGUUGGUCCAAGCCACCCUCCCUGCAGCUUUCCUGACCUGGUGAAAGUUAAUCUGUUUCCUGGAAAACCCAACCCUGCCGCCACAUUUCUGUGAUAUUAUUAUAGCAUGCAGAGGUUUUUACAGAACUGGGAACAGAAAACAGCUCCUGCAGCAGAGGUUAAAUAAAGGUUCUUGAAAU